This is a messenger RNA of Schistocerca gregaria, 7039 nucleotides long. RefSeq names its product neuropeptides capa receptor-like. The transcript is spliced from 7 exons. Gene Ontology annotation, molecular function: neuromedin U receptor activity. The record is from RefSeq and is a predicted model, not a curated record. Gene Ontology annotation, biological process: neuropeptide signaling pathway. NCBI's taxonomy places the organism in Eukaryota, Metazoa, Arthropoda, Insecta, Orthoptera, Acrididae. Bases 1031 to 2440 code for a protein of 469 amino acids. Gene Ontology annotation, cellular component: plasma membrane.
AGUCCGGCGGCGGCGUCGCUUGGCGUCUGUGUCCGCGGUGGACGGCGUCGGCCGCGGCGAAAGCACGUCGCGUAGCGUCGCAGCGCACAGGCCCCAGUGCGAGAGGCUGCGCCACGGUAUCACGGGAGGCGGCUAAGGUGGACGCGGCUCGCCCGCAUCCAGGCACCAUCGCACGUUGCCCGAAAAAGCGCCUGUGAGGCACCGGCCCCUGCUGUCUGCACGCAUCAAAGGGGGGAGUGAACCUUCUACAUGAUGCCUCUCGGUCGCAGACGACGUGAGACACUAGCGGCGUCUAAUGAAGCCGACGAGCGCGAUGAAAACAACUCACAGACAAUGCAGUAGACGCUGAUAAGUGGCCUCGCAAAUUUAUGGUGCGGGCCUUAGCGCUCAGUCGCUGUCAGCUGCUGUAGAGCCCGGAGCCGCGAUACCAGCUGCAGCCGAGCCACGCCGGCGGGGCAUCCAGCACACGGCGCCCGCCGCUCGCCGAGCGACGUUACACCGCCUGUCGGUCCGAAACAGGCUCUUUGCUACUGGCAGUGGGGAUUUCGCCAUGCUCCAUAACAUCAGAAGACGGUAGUGUUUGUGUCCACUGCCAUACCAAGUCACCGAGAUAUGUGAGUGACAAUACGCUUGACGAUCUGUAGUUCUCAUAUGAAUACAAGGCAAGCACGCUGUAGUACGAAGGGUAAAGUGAUUUUACACUCAAGUGUUAGCACUAGGACGUGGCAACAUCUGAGUAUCACCUGCAGAGCACAUAAACCUUUCCUAUUAUUAUGUGCUCAAUUUUCUUUGCUCGCCGUUAGUAACCGCGGGUAUGUACUUAUGCCAAUUCUUAAUGAAGAUGUCCUUCAUCUCUUUCGACCGGGUGUCCGAAUAUAUCGGAUAGAAGCAGCAGAGAGUAUCUUUCCUUUUGGACUACAUCGGAUCGAAGACUGAAGCUUGUGUUUACUGUUUGGAACAGUGUUGAGUGAGACAGGUGCGCUGUUGUUAAACGUAGUAAGAGAUAUAGUGUUUCUGAGAGCGUAGCGCAAUGGGUAUCACGGUUUCGAUAUCGACGCCUCCUCCAGACAUGAACGAGACUCUGGCGGAGGCGCUGCUGAACGAGACUCUGUCGGUGCGCGAGUACCUGGAGCUGACGCGCGGGCCCAAACACCUGUCGCCGUGGGUGGUCGUGCCCAUCACCGUCGUCUACUCCGUCAUCUUCGUGACGGGCGUGCUCGGCAACGUGGCCGUGUGCGCCGUCAUCGUACGCUCGCCCAGCAUGCGCACCACAACAAACUACUACCUGUUCAGCCUCGCCAUCUCCGACCUCAUACUGCUCCUGCUAGGUCUGCCCAACGAGGUGAGCGUGUACUGGCAGCAGUAUCCGUGGGUCCUGGGGACAGGCGUCUGCAAGCUGCGGGCGCUCGUCUCAGAGAUGUCGUCGUACGUGUCGGUGCUGACGAUCGUGGCGUUCAGCCUGGAGCGCUACCUGGCCAUCUGCUACCCCAUCUACUCGUACACGAUGAAGGGCCUGCACAGCGCGCUCGGCAUCAUCGCCGUGCUCUGGAUGAUCGCCUUCGUGUCCGCCGUCCCCUUCGCCUACUACACCACCGUAGACUACGUCGAGUACCCUCCAGGUUCCGGGGCGCCGCUGGAGGAGUCCGCGUUCUGCGCGAUGCUGAUGCACAACCUGCCGGCCGGCUACCCGCUGUGCGAGCUCAGCAGCGUCUUCUUCUUCGUGCUGCCCAUGACGGUGAUGCUGGUGCUGUACACGCGCAUGGCGCGCGUCAUCUGGCGGCCGCGAGCCGUGCCCCGCGGCUCCGUGCGCAAGGACCACAACCGCAAGCCCAUCGUGCGCAUGCUCGCGGCGGUGGUGCUGGCGUUUUUCAUCAGCUGGGCGCCGUUCCACAUGCAGCGACUGAUGUACAUCUACGGGCGGGAUGCGCCCAACUUCGAGGAGAUCAACGAGGUGAUGUACUACGUGACGGGCUGCUUCUACUACUUCUCUGCCACCAUCAACCCCAUCCUGUACAACGUAAUGUCUGCCAAGUAUCGCAACGCCUUCUUGCAGACCCUGUGUGGGCGCCAGAAGUCCCGUCCAGGGGGAAGGGGCGAACAGUCCAGCUUCCGCGAGAACACGGUGGUCGGGUACGACGGUUCGGUGAGCCGCGCGAGCACCACGCGCUACUCGGUGUGUCGCGGGACGGCAGCCGCCGGCGACAGGGGCAGCUUGAAGGCGCUGGCAGGUGGCGGUAUAGGCGGCGGGAGAGGCGGGGGCGGCGGGGGCGGUGGGGGCGGCGGGGGCGGUGGCUCCCUGCUGCCGGCGGCGGCCAAUGGCAACGGCGCCGGUGCGGGACGCCAUCUCAGCUGGCGUCGCGACGCCGGGGUCACCGCCAAUGGGCCCGACUGCUCCGUCGACAGGCGCGCCCUGGUCACCGAUGCCGAGACCUGCAUCUGAGGGCGUCGCGCGUCGCCAUCGCCGUCGACUUCCACAGCUGGUCACUACAGGGCCGAAGUGGCUUUCAUCACCACGUCUCUCCGAUGAGAACUGCGCUGCCUCGCCGUGUCUGUUUCCGUGGUUGUUCUGUACUGUGCUGAAUCUCCAGAACUGACUCAUGAAAUGGAUGACUUACCCAGAUAAACUUUGUAAAACGGCAUCUUUGAAUGUCCUAGACGAAAUUUCGGUGUUACUCUAAUGUUAGAGGCAUUCCUACAUUAUGUGUCCUUGCAGUAUAGUCUCUGCGCAAGAGUUAAGACAGUCAAGUACCCAGAAAUGAAUGUUAGGGGGCAGAUAACAGCAUUCUGUAUUGUCAUUCAUGUAGAGGUGGUACGCUUGAGACGAGUGAUCCGCAGUGAUAAGUGAUUGUUCAGCAUACUGUUGUGUUGCGUUCUGUAAAUGAAGGAAAAGCAGAAGAGAAAUCCGAGUCCUGAGACACAGCCAAAUCUGCUCGAGGACCAGCAGUAGGGCGGCCACGUUUAACGUCUCCAUUACGUGGACAGAUGCCUUUAACAGUGUAGAAUCAAAAGUACAGCUUCAAACAGCCUAUAUCGCCAUUGUACAGUAUUGUAAUCACUGGUUUCAGCCAACUACGUUGUCAUCAUCAGCUCUUCUGCUGUACAUUUCACUGAAUCUUGACCAAAUGCAAUUUAUAUGGUAUCGUAUUAUAAAACGAUAUUUCAUGAACACGAGAACAAUAGUAUGUCCGGAAGUCACGUAUAAAAUAACUAUUACAUAAGACAACGUACAUAUUGCAUCCUUUAACAGUGUGACAUAGUUUCACGCUAUGAACCACUAUGGAAAGAUUUAGUAUUAAACAUACUACACUUGCACUACACACUGGCUUCAGGAUAUUGACGAUACCACAUCUCCACUUCGAGCUGAUUAUAGACGGCGAAUCUUCCCUUCUCCACCAUGAUUGGAACUGGCGUACUCGAACAGAAUGCUGCUGUACUAAAUAACGUCAGUUACCUCGGAUACAGAGGAAAACGUAGUCUCUACGUAACGAAACUAAUGUAUGCACAUCGCUACUUCAUCAGGGAAAGGACAAUUGGUAAUACGUGUCAAUUGUUUGUGCUUUCUGCGAUGACUGUAUAAUAUCCGGCCCAACAGUGAAGGUGCUUCUUCAUACAGGUUGAAUAUUCUGACACAAGCAACUAGCAGCUUGAAUCUCAAAUCUCACCAACGGUUUUUCCAUGUGCCGUAUCUAUCUGAAAGAUAGGAAGAAUACAUCAAGGAAGAAUACGUCUCUUUUACGACUAUAUUGUCCUUCAUAUUUUAUAUUAAAAACAUUCGUCACUCAUCUCCAGUAUCGUAGAAGUGCAGUACUUAACCCAUUAGGGCAUGUAUAAUUUUUGUUACUUUUUUAUAUGUAUUACUUUCACCUUGUUUGAUACAUUGAACAGGAGCAUUUCAAGUAAGAAACAAUUUUAAUUUACAAGUUCUAGUAAAAAACUGCGUCCUAAGAACUAUUGAGAGAAGACAUACAAUUACAUGAAACUCUUACACAUUCAUGUACUGAAUAAGUAAACAUGAGUACAAACUACAAAUCAAAACGUAUUAAACACAGUUCCACAUUAAAUUUCGUGACUGGAUACGUGCUGAUGUCUUAUACUCCAUUCUUACACACCGCCUUCUUUCGUGUUUUUGUAUUUUCUGACUCAGAUUGAUUCCAUGAAGUACGAGCUCAUCCGCCGCAGUAUUAGAAUGUGGAAUUCUUCAAGUUCUUUCGGAGUCGUUGAAUAUCUCCUCAAGUACGCCUGCAAACAUUCUCAAUGGAAAUUUAUAUGAAACGCCGUUUUUCCAUAUUUCUGGCAGAGUACCUAGGAACUGUUUAGAGUGACUGAAAAGAGAGCAGUACCAUUUCAUGCUACGGAUAUUUAUCGUGUAAUAAUUCACUUUUCACUUCCCUGCUACACGUUCCGUCAGCAUGGAGAAUUGAGGUAUUUCAGUGUGUUUCCUUGACCGCUAAGAACAUCUUUUAACAUUAUUACAUUGGGCUCACAUCAGGUGUAUCUGGCGCUGCCACAACAGUGAAGCUGUCAUGUCAUUUGCACAGCAACAGACCAUUUUUCUUUUGUGGCGCAGAAUGAACAGUACGCCUUCCACCUGUCUCAGUGCCCUCCUUUUCUGGAAGGGGGCACUUAUGGCGGAUACAGUUCCUCUCACAGUCACAAAGCUCUUAUAAAUUUGUUCUCUAAGAAAAACUAUGAAAUGAAAACUAUUAAACAAAUUGUGAUAAUCGAAGUAAAAUUUAUUGCUGCUCUCUCAUUAGCUCUUAGCGUUAAUUUUAUGUAGCACUGAAAAUGUAUCAUGUACCCCCUUGAUACAAACUACGUAGCAUAAAAUUAAAUCAAUCACUUGCUACUAUUGAUCUAUUGAGGAAAUAUUUAGUUUUUGAACCCGAAUGAUGAACUAAUUUAAUGGUUGUACUUCCUCUAAAUCCAUGGUGUCAUGAGAUUCUGAGUGUACAAAGAAAGUAGAAAUUCAGUUGCCAAUCGUUUCCUGCAGUGGACUGCUUCUCACAACUAGUAACACAGGGAUGAAUCAACAGGCACUGAAUAAUCCUUAAAGAAGCACAACAACAUUAUUAGAGUCGAUUGUUCUCCAAAAAUGAUUAAAACUGCUGCCCUUCCACUUGCAACAGUGUACCAUUAAUGUACCUUUGACCACUAAUGCCUUAAUAACACAAGAACUACACGAGGAUUUGCUGUUUUCGUUAGUGCUUCAUGGUGCCUAACGCGUUCUACAUCUUUAACGACGAUAACUAUCCGCCAUACAGUUUUUGUUCAUAUUGUCUUACUUUUACUCGCCUUAUUCUUUGCACCAUAAUACUGACAUUAGUUUAACGGUCCUUUAGAAUUCAGUCUUGACUAUGUCCCAGUGUGCAUAUAAUACUUUACGUCGAACAUAAUGAGUCCAGUAAGUCUAUUUUGUGAAUCUGAUUGAUCACUUUCGAAAAUAGAAAAUUGGCUUAGUGGUGGCCUUGUAUUUUAACACAAGAUAAAAAUGCACGGGCAUAUUUUUAAAUUUAAUUGUUGUAGGGUGGAAACUCUGAAGCUCUACAUGGUUUUCCAGUACUAAACAGCUUGAGUUUAGUACUGGAAACAUUCACUUCUUCUUUCAUCCUGUUUCUGCCUGAAUAGUCCCUCUUCACUAGAUGGAGAUUAAUAGACGACUGAAUAUUACUGAUCAAAACAUUAUUGUGAAUACUUCUAAAGUGUACGUGUGACAUCCUCAAUUCCCAAGUUUUCAAGAGGAACAACCUUUGCAAGGUGGCCAUAUUUGAAGAACCCUGCUGAAACAUUUCAGGAAAACACACAGAACGUCUUAUCAGACAAUUGCUUAACUGUUAGAAAUUAUAUAACCUUUCCUAAACUGUGCGAUUACGUAAUAAAGCCAUUCCACCUCGACCAAGUAACUCUGAGUAGUCAUUACCUCUAAGAAUGUUCAGAAAAUGGACAAUUGAAGCUAAUCCCAUUGCCAUGCAGUGUGAUGUAUUAUGUAGAUGAUGUUAUCCAAUACAAAAAACCAGCUUUCAUCCGAUAUGAAAUGCAUCAAUAAGCCUAAAUUUCAUGAAAGCCUCUGUAGCUGUCUGGUAGCUGUUAAUUUAUUUCAACAUAUUCAGUUCACUUAGUGCCAUUUAUGUGUAUGACUGAUACUGCUGUUAAUGCACAAGUGGCAGAAUCCAAGCUCACAUGUACCCCGUUGUCGCAAUUCAAGGAUGAAUUUCGAAGCUCAAACGAAUCACCUGUUCUUCGUGUUUACAUCAAACGCUACUUCUACUGCUUUAAGACUGAAGCUUACGGUUUCUGUGUGUACCAAGAGACUCUUUCAUAGGUGUAAAAUUCAGGUGAAAAACCUAAGUUCUUAUUAUUCAGAGCUUUACUGUAUGAAUUAGUUUCUUACAAAAGUUCAUUUGGGCUCCAAUAUUUUUAACUGGAUUCCUUGGUGGAAAUUGCUGUGGUACUCCUAUUCAUCAACCCUAUUUAGUGAACAGUCUGUACUAUCCACACACCCCACUUCCUUCACGAUACUGACCUUUCUUACCAACUCAAAAUCUUGACCAUAAUCGAUGAGAAGUAUAUCUGUCUGUGUAAACUGUGCAGCGUAAAUGGAUCAGAAGUAUUUGCCAACGAGACAGUGGUACAAGGCUUCACAAAGGUAUCUUGCUCCGUUAAAUUCCCAUAUUAACUUCUCUGAAUGAGAGUGGUUCAUAGUCCAAGUAUAUAUUCUUGUCCAGUUUGCCAUCAAGCUUUGUUACAACAUUACGUGAGUAAUACUGAUUUUAUCAUCGUUCUGGAUACAAAAAAAUAAUCUAUAUGUGGAAAAAUUACACUUAUUUCUGCCAAAUAUAAAUACAAAUUUUCGAUAUACAGAGAGCAUCCAACUACAUAAAACAGAGUCGGGAACAAAUAAUAUAUUACGAUCGCUAGAGCGGGAAGGUUAUUUUGUUAAAAGGAAAAAGACAUAUUUACAUUUUUAUUUAUGAAAAAUUGUAAUACUUGGAGUUGAUUGUAUUCUGUUUUUGUUUCUAAUAAAUAAAAAACUUGUUAUUGA